This is a messenger RNA of Paramecium sonneborni, 601 nucleotides long. The record is from the annotation of a GenBank genome assembly. Lineage: Eukaryota; Ciliophora; Oligohymenophorea; Peniculida; Parameciidae.
UUUAAUUAAUGUCUAAUAUCUAUCAAUAUUUUUAUAUUGAAAAUAAUUUCAAAACAAAAUAAUAAUAUAGGAGUGAUGGAUGAAUGGAUUGUAAUAGAUAUAGAAACACCAGAGGGUAAAUUCUUUAAAUCUCCAAUAUAUGAGGAGGAGUAAAUUCAUAAUGUAAAACGGAAUUUGAUAGAUAAUAUUGUUCAAAGAUGCGCUUAAUAUGGGAAAUUGGAUAAUCCUUAUUAAAUUGCUAGAAAAACAGGAGCUAUGCAAAAAGAUAUUGCUUAUGAAAAGGGUUAAAAUGUAUAUGAUCAGGAAGACUCUUUUAUAGAUGAUGAAGAAAUAGGAAAGGAAGAUCAUGCGAUGGUUAUUCCAGAGACAGAAUUUGAUGACUAUCAUAUGUGCAAUUGUAAUUUAAAAGAUUUUCAGAAAUCGAUUGAAUACAAAAAGAGAUAAUAAAUUUUAAAGAAGCAUACAAUAGAAUCUAAGAAUAAGAGUGCUAAGAAAAAAAAUAAAAAUAAAGAUAAAUUAGAUUAAGUAAUUGAAAAGCAACAAUAGGAAGAUUUAGUGUAGUAAUAAAAUUCUGCAAUUUAAGAGAAAGAAAUAUCUUGAU